This is a messenger RNA of Gekko japonicus, 954 nucleotides long. RefSeq names its product olfactory receptor 11L1-like. The transcript has a single exon. NCBI's taxonomy places the organism in Eukaryota, Metazoa, Chordata, Lepidosauria, Squamata, Gekkonidae. The record is from RefSeq and is a predicted model, not a curated record. Gene Ontology annotation, molecular function: G protein-coupled receptor activity; olfactory receptor activity. Gene Ontology annotation, cellular component: membrane. The coding region runs from base 1 to 954 and encodes 317 amino acids. Gene Ontology annotation, biological process: G protein-coupled receptor signaling pathway.
AUGGCAAACAGAGAACAGCAAAAUCAAACAACAGUGUCUGAAUUCAUCCUGUUGGGAUUUGGAGGUCUCCCCAGAGUGCAGAUUCUUCUCUUCCUGCUCUUCUUCGUGAUCUAUUUGGCCACCAUGGCUGGGAAUCUCCUCAUUAUUGUGCUGGUUGUGACUGUCCAGCACCUUCACACCCCCAUGUACUUCUUCUUGGGAAACUUGUCCUUCUUGGAAAUUUUCUAUAGUUCCACCAUCCUGCCUAAAAUGUUGCUAAACCUCUGGAUGGGGGAAAGAAGUAUAUCUUUCAAAGCCUGUUUCAUACAAUUUUCCAUUUUCACUUGCCUGGGAGGUACUGAAUGCUACCUCCUCUCCAUGAUGUCUUAUGACAGGUAUUUAGCAAUAUGUAAACCACUCCAUUAUGCUACUAUUAUGAAUGGCAGGUUGUGUUUCCAGCUUGUAGCUAUGUCUUGGGUAAGCGGAGUCUUACUCAGUACAAGCUUGACUUUAGAAAUAUCCUGGUUAUCCUUCUGUGGCCCUAAUGAAAUAGACAAUUAUUUUUGUGAUAUUAGUUCUGACAUUAGAUACGUCUCCUGUAGUGACACCCAUUUAUUUGAACUCUCAUCUUUCAUAUGUGCUAUUGUGCUCACCCUGCCUCCCUUUCUCCUCAUCCUUUCCUCCUACAUUUUCAUCAUCAUGUCUAUCCUGAGAAUCACGUCUACCAUUGGGAGGAGAAAGGCUUUCUCCACCUGUUCCUCUCACCUCACUGUGGUUGCCUUGUAUUAUGGAUCAAUCAUGCUUGUUUACAUGGUACCAAGAUCCCGAAACCUAAGAGAAAUGAAGAAAGUCUUCUCUCUCUUCUACACAAUCUUGACUCCAGUGGUCAAUCCCCUGAUAUACAGCCUAAGAAAUAAGGAAGUCAGGGAGGCUGGAAGAAACUGCUUGAAGAGAUUUAUACACUGUAUGACAUGA